Effrenium voratum is the source of this 2455-nucleotide messenger RNA. NCBI's taxonomy places the organism in Eukaryota, Dinophyceae, Suessiales, Symbiodiniaceae. The record is from the annotation of a GenBank genome assembly.
AGCCGUUUUCGCCCAUGCAGAGCGCAUGGCUCCCCAUCGGCGGCAUCCCGCGCGCACGGCUGCGAGGUACGCCGGGAGCGCACCCUGAGAGCCUCCGGAGCCUAUGGCGGGUUCCAUUGGCGCUCACAUGGAGCCAUGUCAGUUUUCUUCGCGGACGGACGGCUCGGCGGGCCCGGCGCUGGCGCGUGCGCCGCGGGGAGGUUCCUUGGCGCACGCAGCUGCGCAAGACGCCGACGACCUCCCGGAGCCCGGAGAUCUUCCACGAGGAGGCGGUUUUGGACGGCGCAGCGGUGGAGCUUCUACGGGAGACCGAGGACUUCGCCCUGGUGAGGACGGCUGGCGCCGGGGCUGAGGGCUGGGUGCAGAAGCAGUAUCUUUACCAGCUGGCGGAGGUUCCUCAGAUGAAUGCCAGCGACCUGGAGGACGCGGAUGUGCUGGGUCCUUUGGUGCUCACAGAUGCCACCCCGACCUUGAGCGGCUGGCAGGGCCGGCCCUUGGCGCGGAUGCAGCCGCUGGCGGAGGUGGUGGCCUCCGUGCAGUGGCGCUGCCGCCUGGCCACCGAAGAACUAGGCGGCGCCACCCGCGCCGCGCCGCGGUUCCUGCGGUACAGCCUGCAAAGCCCGGCCACGCCCAUCGUAAUCGGCGCCUACCAGGCCCGAGGCGCCGCCGCCUUCCGAGCCGUUAGCCCGCGGCUGCUGCGCAGCAUGGACGUGCAAGGCUACCUCUCCGUACCGCAGCCCAGCAGCGACCUGUUGCAGGACCUGGUGCCGCCGCAGCUGCGCCCGCCAGAGCGCUUCUGCUUCGCCUUGCUGGGCCCAGGCGCGGACUCCUUGCUGCGGCGGGACGUCGUGAUCUACGGGCAGUGCCUCCUGCUGCUGUCGGGCCACCUGGACGUGCGCCUGCUGCCGCCAGGCGCGGAGGGCUUAGGCGCCUUCCAGGGCCAGCUGGGCUGUGCCGUGUCGCCCCUGGACCUGUUUGCAGCGGAGGCCCAGGCCCGGGCGAUGUACGAGGCCCACCUCCAAGAAGGUGACGCCCUGCUGGUGCCGCCCGGGUGGUGGCACCAGGCCACGGCCGGGCUCGACGGGGCGGCCCUGGCGAUCUCCCCGCUGCUGACGCCGCAGCUCGCGCGCUCCGCGGAGGAGGAGAUGCGGCGGCUGGACGUGGAGGACCAAAUGUCCCCGAUCGGAUCUUCGGAGCAACAGCCGGGCGACCAACAGACGGGCGCGAAGCAGGGCGUCUACGGCGACUUCGAGGAGUUCGGCAGAACCUUGGCCACUCUCGCCUCCAUGGGACAUCAGGUGGGCAUAGGAGCCUGGCCCUUUCUCCCGCACGGGGAGGCCCCCUCUGGUUCCUUCGAAGAGUGCCUGCGGCGGUUGCUGGAGGAGUACCCGGGCUUCGCGUACAGCGGCGCGGUGCUGCCGAUGUGCGAAGGCCGAGACCUCCAGAGGUUCAUCGCCACUGGCGGCUUCAUCGCCCCAGCCCCAAGGCCCCUGAGGCCCUUCGCCGCCGCAGAUCGGCUGCGACGAUGGCUGGACCUGCCGCUCUCUUCCGGCCUUCCAAGUGCCCUCGAGGGAGACGCCCCGCGGGUGGUGUGGAUGUUUUGGGCCCAGGGCUGCUCAGAGCUCACGGGCUUUCGGCGCCUCUGCGUGCACACCUGGCGCCUGCAGAACCCCUCCUGGCAGGUGGUGAUCCUGGACAAGGACUCGGUCUGGCGCUACUUCGAGCGGGGGACCUGCGAGCUUCCGGCCUGCUACGAGGAGACUUCCGGCAGCCCAGCAAUCGGACGCCUUGCGCUUGGCGCUCCUAGCGCGCUACGGGGGGGUCUACACGGACGUCGCCACCAUUUGCCUGCAGCCCUUGGAGGAGAGUGGGUUUGGAGGAAGAUUUGCUCGGGCCCGCUGGAGCAAGGCUUAGGCGCGUGGUACGUGGAAUGGUUCGGCGUGGAGCCUGGAGGACGCGAGUACGUGGAGAACUGGUUCCUGGCCGCCCGCGCCGGUCACCCGCUGGUGCUGGCCUGGCGGGAUCUCUACGUGGCCGGCUGGGCCGAUGCCAGGACGCGGCACGAGUAUCCGCUGGGGCCGCUGUUUCGAGAUGUGGACCUGUCCCACAUCACCAUUGCGGAGCAUCGGGACUGGCUUCUGAUGCACGUGUGCUUCAAGAAGCUCAUCGAUGAAGAUGCCGAGCUGAGGCGCAUUUGGUCGGAGCAGAUGCUUUUGCUCAAGGCCGACACGGGCGCGCUGGCUUGGAUGGCGGACGUGGAUGCAGACCGGCCCGAGGAGACGCGGUGCGGCGCUGGGUGCUGAGUCGAGAUGACGCGUGGGCGGAGAGGAACCUGGCGCCGAUGAUCAAGUUUGUGGGUGAUGCAGCCCAGGCGCUGCAGUGGCAGCCGGAGCACCUGGUGCAGGAGAACUGCUUGACACAGGUCCUCGCUCGGGCACUGCCGCGACCUCCCGAA